This is a messenger RNA of Vitis vinifera (wine grape), 1622 nucleotides long. Its product is annotated as cyclin-D4-2. Gene Ontology annotation, biological process: regulation of cyclin-dependent protein serine/threonine kinase activity; mitotic cell cycle phase transition. Bases 268 to 1329 code for a protein of 353 amino acids. The transcript is spliced from 6 exons. Gene Ontology annotation, cellular component: cytoplasm; cyclin-dependent protein kinase holoenzyme complex; nucleus. Gene Ontology annotation, molecular function: cyclin-dependent protein serine/threonine kinase regulator activity. The record is from RefSeq and is a predicted model, not a curated record. NCBI's taxonomy places the organism in Eukaryota, Viridiplantae, Streptophyta, Magnoliopsida, Vitales, Vitaceae.
CACUAUAGGGAUCCAUAGUCUGAGCUGCUCCUGGUUCUCUCCUCCCAAAUCUCUCCAUUACCCUAAAGACAGAUGUUCACUUCUCGCAUAUAAAGCUCCGUCCUUUGCAACGCUCUCUUCAACGCUCCCGUCUCUCUCUAGACUCUCCCUCUCUCUGUCUCUCUCCAAAUCUCCAUUUCUGGCACGGUAGAACCCAGGAAAAUCCUUGUCUACUAUUCUCAUUUGAUGAGAUAUUGCUGGUUCUGAAGCCACAUUGAGGUUUCUGCAAUGGGAAGUGGUUUUGACUACUCAGUCUCAAGCCUUCUUUGCUCAGAAACCCAUACUGUGUGCUUUGAUGAUCUUGAUUGUAACGCCAUUGAUGAGUUUUUUCCUUGGAAUUUUCAAAACCAUUAUCAAAACCCGAUUUUUAGAAACAGUAGAUCGGAGUCCUGGAUUGAGUGCCCAAUGCUUAGCGAAGAGCGUCUCAGAGAAAUGGUUGAGAGAGAGGGGGAGUAUAUGCCUAGAGAUGACUAUCUGGGGAGGUUGAGAAGUGGGGACUUGGACCUGGGUGUGAGGAGAGAGGCUGUCGAUUGGAUUUUGAAGGCUCAUGCUUGUCAUGGCUUCGGACCACUGAGUCUUUAUUUAUCUAUAAACUUCCUGGAUCGAGUCCUAUCGGUCUACCAACUUCCUACUAGAAGGCCUUGGAUCGUGAGAUUGUUAUCUGUAGCCUGUUUAUCAGUAGCAGCCAAGGUGGAGGAGACUAACGUGCCUCUUUCUAUAGAGUUACAGGAGGUGGGAGACCCCAGGCUUAUGUUUGAAGCUAAAACCAUUAGGAGAAUGGAGCUUCUGGUGUUGACCCACUUGAAGUGGAAAAUGCAAGCUUUUACUCCUUGCUCCUUCAUAGACUACUUUCUCAGUAAGGUUAAUGACCAUAAAUAUCCAUCAGGCUCCUUAAUCUCUAGAUCAAUACAACUCAUCUUAAGCACAAUUAAAGGUAUUGACUUCUUGGAAUUUAAGGCUUCUGAAAUUGCUGCAGCAGUGGCUAUAUGCGUUUCCGAAGAAAUACAAGACAUUGAUAAGGCUAUGUCAUGUUUGAUACAUGUAGAUGAGGGAAGAGUGUUGAAGUGUGUUCAACUGAUCCAGAAUGCGGCAUUGCUGGGUGCUUCCACUGAAGUAGCAGGUGCCUCGGCAGCAUCUGUGCCCCUGAGCCCAGUUGGGGUGUUGGAUGCGGCAUGCUGGAGCUAUAAAAGUGAUGAUCUAACCGUUGGGUCAUGUGCAAAUUCUUCACAUAAUACCCCAGACGGCAAGAGGAGGAAACUAGAGAGACCAUCUGGAGGGGGAGAUUUCUGAGUCAUGAAACGUGGAUUUUGCCCCUUCACAUCACACCCCCCUCUUCCCCCCAAGUCCCCAAUCUGUUUGGUUGAAUGGGAGUUUUGGUGUGGCUUGGACACAUAGGAGCGAGGGAGAGAGGGAGAAGUUUUUGAAUGAGGUGGUGGAGGGGGAAUCAACAAGUUUCAUGCUUUUUAGCCUGAAAAGGAUAACUCCCCAGCUGUUAAUUAUCAGAUUUCUUUCUUAACAGCUAUAGCUAUACAAGUAGGUGGAGGUUGAGGACCAAAAUUUGAAGUUUUCAUUUCUUUUGUUCA